Exophiala aquamarina CBS 119918 is the source of this 237-nucleotide messenger RNA. RefSeq lists its product as uncharacterized. NCBI's taxonomy places the organism in Eukaryota, Fungi, Ascomycota, Eurotiomycetes, Chaetothyriales, Herpotrichiellaceae. The coding region runs from base 1 to 237 and encodes 78 amino acids. The record is from RefSeq and is a predicted model, not a curated record. The transcript has a single exon.
AUGUCUCAAGAGCCGAAAGAACUGAAGCCGUUGCCCGAGAAUGUGUUGACGGAGACACAACUGGAAAAUGCAACGGGUUAUGUGGUUGACAGAGAGGAAGAGAAAAAGGUGGUGCGAAAGCUGGACCGGGUCAUCUUACCUCUGAUGGCAUUUGUCUACUUCUUCCAAUGCAAGUCGGACCUCAAUCCCCCUCCCCCCCCAAAGCAGAGCUCCAAUUUGCAAGAGAACCUCGUCUAA